UAGUUACCUGAGCUGUGAUUGGUUGCUGGGGGAAAAUCACUCUAUAUUUUCUCUCACACAGUUUGAUAAAUCUGGAUAAAUCUUCCCCAAUAUGUUUUUAAUAAAUGCUUACCAAAUUCUGUUAUACUGUAAUCAGAUAUGUUGUUUUUUGUUUGUUUACUUGAUAAAAAAAAAAAAUGAAAAAUUGGUUUUUUUUUCCAGAAUAAUGAAAAUGGUCAAGCUGCUAAAAGUGUUGCAGAAUUCAUCUGCACAUAUGUGAUGUUUAAGGAUGACAAAGAAAAACUUAUCAAAGAAAUACAAACUCUUGCGGAUGUCACCGGCUGCUCCACUGAAGAUAUUUUUGGGGAAAAAAGUCCAGAGCAAGUGGCUAUGGAUGAGAAUGGUGUUCUAACACAGAUAAACAUUAUGAGACAGCUGCUGGAACGACAGCGUGGUGUUGCUCUUGGUGAUUUAACUGUCUAUUGUGUUUUGCUGGAUGCUAUGAUACAACCUAUUAAAGGGACCGCUGGUCAUGGAAAUAAACGUAUUGCUCGUGGGCUACUUGGGGGUGGUGAUGGAAUAGGAGGAAUUUUAGGCUCAGUGACAGGCCUACUUGGUGGUGGAGCGGGUGGAGGAGGUGGAUUGUUGGGCCCAGUGACAGGCCUACUUGGCGGUGGAGCGGGUGGAGGAGGUGGAUUGUUGGGCCCAGUGACAGGCCUACUUGGCGGUGGAGCGGGUGGAGGAGGUGGAUUGUUGAGCCCAGUGACAGGUCUACUUGGCGGUUCAGGGGGUGGACUGCUUGGAGGAUUAUUAGGUGGGCAAAGAUCUGGAGGUCAACAGCAAGGAGGUUUAUUAGGAGGACUACUAGGUGGACAGACAAAUGGUGCUUGUGGGCAAGGGAAUCAGGGUCUUGGUGGCUUGACAGGGGGAGUGACUAAUCUGCUUGGAGGAUUAUUAAAUGGGGGGCAAGGAGGGCUGCUAGGAGGACUAUUGAGUCUGCCAACAGGGCUGCUAGGAGGACUAUUGAAUCAGCAAGGAGGGCUGCUUGGAGGAUUACUAAAUGGACAAACAGGGCUAUUACAGAGCCUUGGUGGACUAACCGGAGGUCUCACUGGUUGACUUGGAAGAUAAAAACAGGAAGCCAAGAUCACAUUCCAGAUGAGUUGGCGAUAAAAUCUUCCAUAAAAAUUUCCAUUCCAUUAUAUAGCUUAGCUUUGCUGAUCAAAGUCCUAAUAAAUGAAAUAAU
Messenger RNA from Hyla sarda, 1225 nucleotides. RefSeq lists its product as uncharacterized. The coding region runs from base 259 to 1098 and encodes 279 amino acids. The transcript has 7 exons. Lineage: Eukaryota; Metazoa; Chordata; Amphibia; Anura; Hylidae. The record is from RefSeq and is a predicted model, not a curated record.